Molecule: messenger RNA, 776 nt
Organism: Daldinia loculata
Lineage: Eukaryota; Fungi; Ascomycota; Sordariomycetes; Xylariales; Hypoxylaceae
Exons: 1
Coding region: 125-613 (162 amino acids)
Source: RefSeq, a predicted model, not a curated record
UUGUAAUAUAUGUUAUUGACUAAUUCUCAACCCAUAGUCAUAGUUCUAAACAUAUUAUCAAAGAACAGAGCUUACAAACAAAAACAUCGCCUUCGAAUCCCUUACUUGCCUCCUACACAUCACGAUGGCUUCUCGAGAAAGAUACUCUAGAUCCACAAUGAUCAUAUUACUCAUAAACAUGUUACACUUGUUAACGCCGUUAGUCCUCGCAUCGCCGUUAGCAUCGCCUACAAAAUCACUAUCGUCAGUCUCGGAUUUUACAGACCAGCCGGAAAUAAGCAACUCCGGAAGUAGAUAUGGCAACGCCACGAUUGAAAAAAGGCAAAUGUCAGAGGGAUCGUCGUGUGAAGGAUCCGAGGGUCAAUGGAACUGCCUUACGAAUCAGUGGCAACGCUGCGCGGCUGGACAGUGGAGCGUCGUGAUGGACUGCGCUGCGGGGACGAUAUGCACACCUGCGGGCUUAACAAACGAUUUCUUCGUACAGUUUGCAAACGGUGCUGCUGGUCCAUCAACGAGCGAUGGCACGCGGGGGUCUGGAACUAGAGUUAUGCAUUGGGAGUUAAUUGUAGUAUUGGGAGGUAUAAGUGUGAUGAGCACUUUGGUUAAUAGUUGAAAUAUUCUUUAGGAUAUCCGCGAGAAGUAGGUAUAUACUAUUCCGGAGAUACUCGGAGAGAAAGUGGGUAGAUAAAUAAAAGACUCAAGUACUAAAUUCUUAUUGUAUAGAAAGGUAAAAGAGUAUGUACCUUGCUAACAGGUACCUAACUCAUCAGCUCUAA